This is a messenger RNA of Centruroides sculpturatus (bark scorpion), 1506 nucleotides long. Its product is annotated as putative fatty acyl-CoA reductase CG5065. The annotation marks the transcript as partial. The record is from RefSeq and is a predicted model, not a curated record. NCBI's taxonomy places the organism in Eukaryota, Metazoa, Arthropoda, Arachnida, Scorpiones, Buthidae. Gene Ontology annotation, cellular component: peroxisome. The transcript is spliced from 11 exons. Gene Ontology annotation, biological process: long-chain fatty-acyl-CoA metabolic process. Gene Ontology annotation, molecular function: alcohol-forming very long-chain fatty acyl-CoA reductase (NADP+) activity.
AAAGGUCGUCUCUGCUGUAGAGAAUAGUUUGUUCCUGAUGAUUGGACAUGGCGAGUAAAGAAGGUUUUUAAUAGCUGUCAAGGAUCUAUUGAAGGCGUAAUAUUUAAAGUAAACCUCUAUAUAACAUCAUUAAUUCCGAAGUCGAGAGACGAAACAAUUGUGUUUGCUUCUGGAAGAAAUAUUUAAUUUUAUUAUUGUCCGUGUCCAUUUAUUCCAAAGAAUAUCCUACAGCUACACAGAAUGAAAAUGUCCAUAUUGAAAUUUUACGAAAAUCGUGAAGUUUUUUUAACAGGAGUAACGGGAUCAUUGGGAAAGGUGCUUUUAGAGAAAUUGCUAAGAUCUUGCAAUGUACGAAUAAUUUACAUUUUAAUCAGAAGCAAGAAAGGAAUUCCAGCGGAAGAGAGGAAGACAGAAUUGUUUCGUUCUAAAAUCUUCAAAAGUGUUUUACUAAAAAAUCCGGAUAUUUACAACAAAGUGAAAUGCAUCGAAGGAAACCUCACUCGAGAGAAUUUAGGAAUUUCUUAUUCGAAUAUGAAUUUGAUAACGAAGAAUGUUUCGGUGGUGUUUCACUUGGCCGCUUCAGUUAAAUUGACUGAAUCUUUUCGAGAUGCAUUCGUCAAUAACGUGGAAACGACGAAAAAUGUGGUCGAAGUUUGUCGCCAAAUGAAAAAUUUAUUGGUACUAGUGCACACGUCUACAGCUUAUUCUUUCUGCAAUAAAAAGGAAGUGGAUGAGAAAAUCUAUACGAUGUACAGAACUUAUAAAGAAUUUAACAACAUCGCGAAUCCAGAGAAUAAUGCUUCAGUGGAGAUAACAGACGAAAAUCUUUUGGAAAAUCGACCCAACACGUAUGCUUUAACAAAGGCCAUAACAGAAAAUUAUUUAAAUAAUUUCUGUAGAGAUUUGCCUAUAGUAAUUGUAAGACCUUCCAUUGUGGGUAGUACUUGGAAGGAACCUUUUGCAGGAUGGAACGAUAUGAAUAGUGGAGCAGAUUAUAUAGCUGCAACUGGAUUGAAAGGAAUACUUCGAAGCAUAUUGUGUGACAAAGAGAAAAUUUGCGAUUUCAUUCCAUCGGAUGCAGUGAUUAAUUUAAUGUUGUCUGCGGCUUGGAGAAAGUCAACGACUCCUCAUGAAAGAGAAGAUGAAAUUCCAGUUUACAAUUGCACUUCAGGAUCCAUAAAUCCUUUCACUUGGCAACGGUUUUUCAAAUGUUUAAAUACGUAUUAUUGGAAAUAUCCCUCAGAGAAUACCUUUUUAUAUCCAACAAAUAUACCCAAGAAGAGUUAUUAUUGGAAUCGAGUAUGUAUUGCGAUGCAACAUCGACUUCCUGCAAUGCUAACCGAUGUAUUUCGAGUUGCUAUUGGCAGGAAACCAAAGAUGAUGACCGUCUACAACAAAGUUCAGAAGAGGAUGAAACUUAUAGAAUACUUUACUACAAGAGAAUGGACGUUUCCUGCAGGAAACGUGGGGGAAUUGCUGAAAAUGAUGUCGACACAAGAUAAACAG